Molecule: messenger RNA, 363 nt
Organism: Fusarium coffeatum
Lineage: Eukaryota; Fungi; Ascomycota; Sordariomycetes; Hypocreales; Nectriaceae
Exons: 4
Coding region: 1-363 (120 amino acids)
Biological process (GO): regulation of transcription by RNA polymerase II
Molecular function (GO): zinc ion binding; DNA-binding transcription activator activity, RNA polymerase II-specific
Source: RefSeq, a predicted model, not a curated record
AUGCUCCGUCGUCGCCACAAAAAGUCCAAGAAGGGCUGCGAGCAAUGCAAGCGACGUCACGUCAAGUGUGAUGAAGGUCAACCAACAUGUCGUCUCUGCACCUUGACAGAUCGAAAAUGUAGCUUCUCGACCUUAGAUCUGCCAUCUCCACCUUCAACCUCAACCUCGAUUCCAAGCCCAGACCCCAACCAUGCCUCAACAAGUACCUCCUCGCCCACACCAACCAGUGUCGAGAAUGUCGUCAACAUGGAACACAUGGAACUAUUUGUCCACCUCAUCACCGACCGAAACCUAUUCAGCCUCGGCGAUACCGUCAAGGAUUACAAGGCUACCUUGGAUGUCUGUAUCAAGAAAAGCAUUUAG